Staurois parvus is the source of this 1548-nucleotide messenger RNA. Lineage: Eukaryota; Metazoa; Chordata; Amphibia; Anura; Ranidae. The record is from the annotation of a GenBank genome assembly.
AUGUAUGAGGUCCAGGCUGUGGCUGUGGCUGGCCCGUCCUCUUCCCCCUCGUCGUGCUCGUACUCUUCCUCCCUGGCCGGGGACUCGGAGAUAGACGUGGAGAGCCUGGAGCUGGACGGACAGCCUGAGCCUCGCACGACUCUGGAGCCAGAAGAAGAGGAUGAGGAUGAAGAGGAGCAGCAUGGCGAUGGCCAUAACAGGAGCGAGCAGAAGUGUGCAGAGAAGGGCGGAGAGCAGAGGAAGCUGAGCAGGACCCCCAAGUGUGCCAGGUGCAGGAAUCAUGGGGUGGUGUCCUGUCUGAAGGGCCACAAGCGCUUCUGUCGCUGGAGGGACUGUCAGUGUGCCAACUGCCUGCUGGUGGUGGAGAGGCAGAGAGUCAUGGCAGCCCAGGUGGCUCUCAGGAGACAACAAGCCACAGAGGAUAAGAAAGGCCUGACAGGGAAACCAACUGUAACAGAAAGGAAAACUGUGUAUCAAAGACACAUAAGAACCCCCAGCUUGCUGGCGAAGAGCAUACUGGAAGGUUAUCGACCCUUGCCAGCAGAUUCUUACAUGGGGCCCAGUUCUCCCCUGCCAGCCCCUGUGAGUGACAGGAUGAGGAAGAGACGAGCCUUUGCUGAUAAGGAGCUGGAGAAUAUUAUGCUGGAAAGGGAGUACAAGGAAAGAGAGAUGCUAGAAGCCACUCAGGGUGCCAACCUGUUUUUGCCCAGCCGCAUGGUACAUGCUGCAGAGUACAACUCCUACAAAGCUGCCUAUGGGAGCUCACAGGCUGAUGCCCCUAACAAAGAGUUCUGCAACUUUGUGCCCACUUGCCUAGACCUCACAAUGCAGUAUUCAGGGGCAGGGAAUGUGGAGCUGAUUUCUUCCAAUGUCAGCGUGGCAACCACCUAUAGACAAUACCCCAUCCCCUCCAGGUUCUUGGUGUGGCCAAAAACUGGAGCCCCUAUCACUGAUGCUCUUCUUUACCAGCAGUACCUGUUAAAUGCCACAGCCAUGCAGGCACUGAAAAAUGGCUCAAACUGGGACUCCAAAAACAACCUCAUGAUUGAGUGCCAACCUACAGAACAUGAUCUGGUACCUCCUAAAUUAGAGACCCAAAUGCUUCAUCAACCCAACCUGUCCCAAGAUGUUGGAGAAAGAUCUGCCUUUUCUCCUCCUAAAAGGAACUUCUCACAGUUACCCAGCAAAGACACUUUGUCUCCCCAGGACGGUCUCCUGAACAAGAUCAGUAAGGAAACAGCAAAGCAGCCUCUGUCUUUAAAGUAUAGCCCCUUACACUCAUUAUUUCAACAGGCACAUCUUGAGAAGUCAUUGUCAGAGCUUAAAACACAGAGUGUCAAAGACCCCUAUGAAGAGCCUGCAAAGAAAUUCAGAGAAUGCACGUCCAAGGAAAACCAGAAGUACAAAUUAACUGUUGAUAGUUACAACAAGGAGUUUAUCUUGGGCAAAGAACCAGGAACAAAACUUUCUGUCAGUGAGCCCUUACCGUUUUCUGUGGAAUCAAUCCUGAAGAUGCCUUCAACCACAAUACAAAGAGCCAGCCAGUAG